GAGGCUAGACCGCCGCUCUCUAUGGUGAAGGCAGCCUCGGUUGCUAGAGACAGAGGGUUUGUUUACUUCCGGCGGAGAGAGGCCCCUCCCCUUUCCCGCCUGCGUGCCAUGGGGGAGGCCGAGGAGCAGGUGCCCGCUCUUUCUUUUAUAGAAUCAGGUGCUGUAUUCACAUUUGGAAAAUGCAAAUUUGCAGAAAACGUGCCUAGCAAGUUCUGGUUUAAAAACGACAAGCCUUUGCACAUAUCCUGUGGAGAUGAACAUACUUCUGUUGUCACAGAAAAUGGUAAGCUUUAUAUGUUCGGAAGCAACAACUGGGGACAACUAGGAUUUGGAAGUAAGAAUGCCGUCAACAAGCCCACUUGUGUGAAAGCUUUAAAACCAGAAAAAGUAAAACUAGCUGCUUGUGGAAGAAACCACACUUUGAUUUGUACAGAACAAGGAAAUGUAUAUGCUGCUGGAGGGAACAGUGAAGGGCAGUUGGGAUUAGGUGACACAGAAGAACGCAGCACAUUUCAUCUAAUUAGUUUUUUUACCAAGCAGCACAAGAUCAAACAGCUGGCAGCUGGAUCCUACACAUCAGCAGUGCUAACUGAGGAUGGACAACUUGUUAUGUGGGGAGACAAUUCCGAAGGACAAAUUGGCUUGGGUGAUAAAGCUUAUGUGUCUGUUCCUCAUCAAGUGGACAUUGGAAAACCAGUCUCCUGCAUCUCUUGUGGGUAUUACCACUCUGCCUUAAUAACACAAGAUGGCGAGCUUUAUACUUUUGGGGAGCCUGAGAAUGGGAAACUAGGUUUGUCACCAAAGCAACUAAAAAACCACAAGCUUCCUCAACUUGUUUCUGGAAUUUCUGGUAAAGUCAGUAAAGUUGCAUGUGGAGGAGGACAUACAGUAGUACUUGCAGGAGAUGUCUACACUUUUGGCCUUGGUCAGUAUGGACAGCUUGGACAUGGCACAUUUGUUUUUGAAACCUCAGAACCAAAAACUGUGGAUCAUUUGGGAAAGCAUAAAAUUUGUCAUAUUGCAUGUGGGGAAAAUCAUACAGCUUUAAUAACAGAGAAUGGCCUCAUGUAUACCUUUGGAGAUGGACGGCAUGGCAAGUUAGGACUUGGGGAAGAAAAUUACACCAAUCAAUUUGUACCUACCUUAUGUUCCAAUUUUUUGAGAUUUAUUGUACAUUCGGUGGCCUGUGGUGGUUGUCAUAUGCUAGUUUUUGCCUCACCAAGGCAUAAAGAAUCAGAUAAAAGACAUACGACAGACCAAAAUGAACACAGCUUAUCUAAAAUAUUCACUGAAAUAGGUGAAGAUACAUUAGAAAUAGAGACAUUUCACCGAACGUUAUCAGCACGUGUACGGCGGAGAGAGAAGGAAAAAUCACCAGAACAAUUUAAUCGACUAGUGCGGACACUUCCUCCAUUGGGCGAAAGCUUCCUAAAGCCUGCAUCAAAUGGCAUAAGUGCUACUGUUCCCCUUGGUAUAUCCAGAGCAAAUCACUCUGAGUCACAGACAGCUGAGAGAGAAAAAGAGGCUGAAUCUGCUUUCGACUAUGAAACAGGUGAUAAGAAAGAAGAGAACAGUGGCACAGACGAGAGUUCAACGGAGGAUGAUUCAGAUGAAAAUGAGGGUAGAACCCUUGGGGACACCACAGAUGUCUUGAAUAUGACCCAUGUGAUGAGACUGAAUCCCAGCGAUCAAACACUAGAGUUAGCACCAAUUCAAAAAGAUAAGAAGAAAAAUAAAAAUGCAAAAGUGAACAUAGAUGGUAAGGGUGGGUUGAAAAAAUCUGAUCUCUCCCAGGUUCAGAAAGGAUUGAAAUCAGAUGAAACAUCUUCUGAAGUGGAACCUACACAUUCAGAGUGUUUAGGGGAAGAUCACACCACAGAAAAAAGCUCUUAUGAUGCAUUUGUGAGAAAAAUUAAGGCUGGCAAAAAUUAUACAAAAACUAAAUCUGAGCAGUCCAUUGCUGUUAGUGCAAUGAAAUGUGACACUCAACAGACUCUUAUAAAAGAAUUUAAAGGGAUGAAAAGGAAAGAAGUGGGUGAAAUAAAUUCCAGAUUAACGCAACAAGAGAUUCCUCUUAGUCUUAGUAGAGAUGAUAGGACAGAUACAUUAUUUGUGGAUCAUCAGGAAGAGAAAGCCAAGGCUAAAGCAAUGAAACCUGACAAAUGUGGGACUAUAUAUGUGGAAGCUACAGAAAGCAAAAAACAACAGAGUGAGUUGAAACACAAAGAAAAAAUAAUGAAACAAAUAGCAGUAACUGUGUCAUCUUCAUCAAGUGAAGAAACAAGCAACGGCUCAGCAAAAUAUGUUCUUCAGAUAAAUCAAUAUAAUUAUGAAAACAUGUCACAGAGUGAAAUGAAAAUAAAAAAUAGAAAUAUUCAGCAGGAUGAAAAGCAAUAUGCCUAUAAAAAGAGGGGGCACUUUGAAGAUACCAGUGAGCAAGAAGAGAUAGAUAAGAGAAUGAACAUAGAGGAGAAAUCAGAUAAGGAUGUUCAGACAGAAGAUAAUAUGGAAAGUAAGGAAGGCAGUGAAAAAAGUGAAAUGGUUGUGGAAGAGGCUGAAGGUGAGGAGCAAGAUGAAAAAGUUAGUGAAAAAGAGUCUGAAGGAGAUGGAGGUGAAAAUGUAAUUAGUGAGAACCAUAAGGAAGAUGUCAUUGUAGCCAUGGACAGAGAUGAAGAAGAUCAAUUGCAGUCCGACGCAGAAAACAGGGCUAAGCUGGAAGAUGGACUAGAAGGGAAUCAUCAAGUCAGAAGCCCUGAAGAAAAAAAUGAUACAGAUGCUGAACAGGAGGAAAAUGAAGAAGAAGCUUUAGAAGAGGUUGAAAAGGAAGGAAAAUCUGAAAACAUACCAGAGGGUACAUUUGUUGAUGGCAUAGUAGAGGAGGAACAAGAGAAGCAUAGUUGGGAGAAGGAGCAAGAAAAGGUGAACGAGGAGGAAAAAGAAGAAAGUUAUGAAGAAUCAAGAGAUGGAAAAGAAGAAGUGGGAGAAGGAAAGGGAGAUGGGAAGGAACAAAAGGCUGAAGAAAAGGAAAGUGAGAAGGAAAAUGAGGAAGGGGAAGAAGAAGAGGGAGAAGGUAUGGAAGAGGAGGAAAACAUGGAGGAAGAAGGGAUAGAGGAAGAGGAGGAUGAAGAGGAAGAUGAAACUGAGGAGGAAGCAGAAGCCGAAGAAGAAGGAGUAGAGGAAGAGGAGGAGGAAGUGGGAGAGAUGAUGGAAGAGGAGGAGGAGGUUGAAGAGGAGGAGGAAGAAGAAGAAGGAGUGGAGGAAGAUGAAGAGGAGCAGAAAAGUGUGGAAGAAGAAGAAAUAGAGGAGGAGGAAGAAGCAGAAGAGGAGGAGGAGGAGGAAGCAGAAGAAGAGGAGGAGGAAGAAGCAGAAGAGGAGGAGGAGGAGGAGGAAGAUCUGGAAGAAGAAGGAAAAGAAGAAGAAAAUGAAGAAGAAAUGGAAAAUAAAUCAGUUGAAGAGAGUGAAAGGGGGGAGGAGGAGGAAGAAGAGGAGGAAGAUGAAGAUGAGGUAAAAAAGAAAGACAGCCAAGAGGAGGGGGAAGAUGAGCAUGAAGAGGAAGAAGAAGAGGAAGAAAAAGUAGGCAGGAAAGCCAAAGGUCACAAACAACAAGAUAAUAAUAAAAGCAGAAAGCUGGAGACAAACGGUAAAAUAAAAAUUCCUAAACAAAAAGUGACAUCAAAACAACAUGCAGUGAAUGGACUGCAACAUUCACAACAGUUUUGGAACAAUGUGCUCCCACAUUAUUUAACACUAAAAUAACCCUGGAGGUAGAUUUCUCAGUGAUUUCCAUUUUACUGUGCCAAAUGUUAAUCCUAACUUUUUUUAACUAAAAGAAAUGCUGAAAGCUUUUAUAAAACUACCUCAAUUUUCAGGUUUUAAAGAGCACUUUAAAAUAACCAUCCAACUGUCAAAAUCUGUCUCUAAGUCAGGUACAGUGUUUACAACUAUCUCAUGUUUGUAGCCAGGGAUUUGCCUAUGCUGAGUGUACAUUUCCUGAUGUGGGGCUAGACUGACUUGUGCCGCUUCCAAAGAAGUGCCCUGUGUUCAUCAGUAUAUCAUAUUUCUCUGCUGCUUUUGAGGGCUUCGUAUGUUCUUCUAUUUGCUUUAUAACACAACGGUAAGAACAAUCCUACAAAGUAGGUCAGUAGUAUUAUCCCUAUAUUAUUGACAGACAGAGGAAAAGCUGAAGUAAUACACCUAAGGGUUUGUAUCUGUUGAGUUCAUUGGAGAAGCAAGAGGUCUCUAAGCAUGUUAAGAUUGUUCACUGUAUCUCAUUCUAACACAUGCUCGAAAGCUGUCCAUAGCUCUCUUGGAAUCUGCACUUUUUAUCCAGAGGCUAUUCUACAGGGUGGGCUGUUUCCAUUUGCUGAAGGCUUCUGAGCCAUUGACAUAUUUUUGCAGAUAGAGUGAAAAGAAGCUUAUCUUUGCUGAGCCCCUGCUGGUCCUGCCCAACCCACCCCCCUUUCCUCUGGAAAAGGAUGAAUCACUGGUGAGACUGGGGGCUGCAGAGGGUCCCGCUGGCAGGGGAAACUGUUGAAUCCAAUCCUCUAAAAAACACUAUGACCACAUGCAGCUUCCGUAGUCCAGCUUUGCAUUUUCAAAAUUCAGGGCGCAUUUUGGGGACUGUAGACAAUACAGUAACACAUGGUUGUGUAUAGAUGAACUCUCUGGCUGCAGUUGUAGUAGUGAAAUAGGGAAUGUGACAGGAUAGGGGAAUAGGAACACUUUUGGGGCCAGUAACUAAGAGCAGCUCUUUCUAGUGUGCCCUGCUUGCAAGAUACCUGGAAGUAUUGGCUUAUUAGUAUUGACAGUCACUGGUAUACACAUGCCUUAAAAGGGCUUCCUUAUCUAAUCAGACUCCCCCCACCCCAAUUCAGUGCACAUACUGAUGAAGGCAAAGCAUCUUGAUGCAGUUCAGACAAACAAGUUCAUGAAUGAUUUAUACAAGGAUGUGAUUUUAUUGUCAUUUUUCCAAGCAUUUCUAUAACCACAGUGAAGACAGUGUAAUGUAUAUGAUGUGCCUUAUAAAAUCAUAAUAAAUAUUAAGGUACAUCUUUAAAAUAUAGUCUGUUGUGUUAAUUCUUGUUCAUUGUUAGGUGACUGUAUGUGUAGGUGAGUAUGUAUGCCUAUUUUGGAACACUGGUUGCUUUAAAAGAAUUGAAUAUAAUCAUUUUUACCAUUGUACAUAGUUGUAACAUAACGUUUUUGAAUGGUUUUGAGAGAUAAUCAUCUUGGAGGGAAAUCUUCCUUAAGACAAUUUAGGAUUUUAUGUCCCCAGUACAAGUUAUGUUCCUAAUGAUACCUAUUCUACACCUCUGGCCAUAUACCUCUGACAUGUGUUAUACAUCACUUUGUUUUAAGGCAUGAUAAUUAUACAGGAGGGAAAUAUCAGUGACUGAACCAGCAGUUGGAUUGAUAAUAAGAGAUUAUUUGAAUUGAAGCUCAUUCAGGACCUCUAUGUCGCAGUAUUAAUUUCCUAUAUAAGCACUUUAUUUUUUAAAAAAAAACAUGCAGAGUAAAGUUGUUUUCCAUAUUUAACAGAAAUUGAUUCCUUUGUAUUUGAUACAUGCAUAAGGUAUUAUGCAGAAAAAUAAUUUCCAUAACAUAAUAAAACUCAUAAGCAAUCUGUAGAGGAAACUACUGACCCAGUUCUGUUCUCAAAAGCCUUGUCUCUCCAGCCUCACACUCCCAUGUAAUGUAUUAAUAAUGUAUAACCAUUAGAUGACAUUUGCCCAAUUUCUACAGUGUUUAUGGAUUCUGCAACCAUCAUCCAAGUCACAGUAUUUAUGCUUUAAAAGGGCUUUGAAGUAUAAAGUUGAAAUGGAAUGUGAUGUGGAUUUUUUUCCUUUUUAAGAUAGUCAACAUGCAUGGACUUUGCUGCUGUUUGGAAAAGUGUGUGUGCAUCCACACUGGUUUUUCAUUUUCAACAAGGAAUGGGCAUCUGCCAGGCUUGAAGAGGUUAUAUUGACCCUAUCCAUUUUGUCCCCCACACUCCCCACUCCAAAUUUGCCCCAGAAUUGCCCAUAGCACUGUAAAUAUCUUAAUUGCAAGUCAUUUUGCCCCAAGGGGGUAUUACUUUUUUAGUCCCUAAUCAGCUGUUGUUCCAAAUACUGAGUGACUUACUUUCCCCUAUCUGCUCAAAAAAGAUUAAAUGCCUGAAAAUGUGGCAAAAUGGUCCCUAUUUUUGGGCAAACUAUAUACAGACCCCCCACUCCCCGAAUUUGGGGAGCAGAAGCCUUUGGUGUUUGCAAUGCUGCCCAUGGGCUGUACUUUACUCCUGCCCUGAGAGUUCUCACAAAGUUCAAAUGAUGAAAUAAUUCCAAUAUUGAGGGAUAAAUUGUGUUGAUGUAGAGGGCCCUAUAGUUCACAGGAAUAGUUUUGGGACAACAAAGUGAAUACCAUUUGUUGUACUAACUCCUUGGCUUCACGUGCCAGUAAUCAUCUAUACAUAAGGUCAUUUUGGCUUUUUUUGUUUCUGAGUCAAUUUACAAAAGUUCAAAGAUUGCCUAUAUGGAUAGAUUGUUAGAGCUGGGAAAAUAUUGAAGAGGCAUUGGUAUUGCAAAUGAUAUUAUUGCUAAAAUUGUAAUCAUAAUCCUGUUUGAUUUUGGCUGCUAGGUAAGUUCAGCCAUGGUUAGCACUGGGAUGGGAAACUGCCAACAAAGACCAGGUGCUGGAGGAAUGAACUGAAUCAGACAUCCGAAGAGGAAGAGAGUGGAAGCAGUGGUGAAGAAGAGGAAGUGGACAGUAACGAAAAAGAAGCAGACAAACACAAGGGAGAUGAACAAGAUGCUGUGGAGCAUGAUAAC
This is a messenger RNA of Anolis carolinensis (green anole), 6803 nucleotides long. RefSeq names its product retinitis pigmentosa GTPase regulator (gene rpgr). Gene Ontology annotation, molecular function: ubiquitin protein ligase activity. The coding region runs from base 22 to 3756 and encodes 1244 amino acids. Gene Ontology annotation, biological process: visual perception; intraciliary transport; protein ubiquitination. NCBI's taxonomy places the organism in Eukaryota, Metazoa, Chordata, Lepidosauria, Squamata, Anolidae. Gene Ontology annotation, cellular component: cytoplasm; Golgi apparatus; photoreceptor outer segment. The transcript is spliced from 15 exons. The record is from RefSeq and is a predicted model, not a curated record.